Nicotiana tabacum (common tobacco) is the source of this 1248-nucleotide messenger RNA. The record is from RefSeq and is a predicted model, not a curated record. NCBI's taxonomy places the organism in Eukaryota, Viridiplantae, Streptophyta, Magnoliopsida, Solanales, Solanaceae.
AUGUAUUUGUCAGGUAAAGCUCCAGAAACACAAUACAGAAGCUCGUGGAAUAAAGUACAAUAAUGGAUUGCAUUGUGCUGCUAGAAUAUUACAAACUGAAGGAGGAUUCAGGGCUCUGAAGGACCUGGGCUGAUAAAGAUUUUCUGUGUCAGGUUAAGGGGCUAUAUCGAGGAGCUACAUCUUCGUUCAUUGGCAUGGCCUUUGAGAGCUCACUUGUAUUUGGUAUUUACUCCCAAACAAAACUACUGCUGCAGGGUGGACCAGAUGGAGGUAAGCCCCUGCCUCGUGCAAUAGUUCCUUCAGCUGCCUUUGGAGGAGCUAUUAUCAGCUUCAUUCUAUGCCCAUCAGAACUGGUGAAGUGUAGGAUGCAAGUUCAAGGUGCUGAUUCUGUGGUACCAAGCUCCAGUAGAUAUAGUGGUCCACUUGAGUGUGCUGUUAAAACUGUAAAAAGUGAAGGGCUCACAGGCAUAUUUCGAGGAGGCUUCACGACUUUAUUAAGAGAAUCUUUGGGAAACGCUGUCUUCUUUAGUACAUAUGAAUAUGUUCGUUAUCACUUGCAUCUACGACGGAAAGGUGCUUCCUCUGAGUCAAGCCACCUGGUUGAUGUUGGAGUUGGAAUAAUGAGUGGUGGUCUUGGUGGUAUAGCAUGUUGGUCAGCAGUUCUGCCCUUGGAUGUAGCAAAAACUAUAAUUCAGACUACCCCAGAGAAAAACCAUACGAGAAAUCCGUUUCGCAUUUUAAAAUCGAUUUAUGGGAGAUCCGGUCUUAGAGGAUGCUAUACGGGUCUAGGUCCUACAAUUGUCAGAGCUUUUCCUGCUAAUGCAGCUGCAAUUGUCGCAUGGGAGCUGUCUGCCAAAUUGUUGGGAAUCAAGCGUGAUUUGAACUAGUAAGAUAUCUUGACUGCUGCCAAUACUAUUCUGGUUGCCUGCUGGCUUAAAGCUUUAGAGGCUCGUGGCAAGAUUACUCCAUGAUUCUUUUGAUGUGCACUCACCAUCGCACUAUUAAUUUGGCACAAGCAUGCUAUUUUUUAAUGAAAUAAUCCGAGCAUCUUUAAUUAUGCUUUGUGGUUCUCUCACGUUAUUUUUUCCUUUAUCUCUUCGGAGGACCAAAGGUAGUAUCGUAGCUUGAUUAAUGUGGUUGGUUAUUGGUCAAAGUUAAUUGAAGUUGGAGUGUUCUUCUUAAGCUUUAUUGCACAACAUUAUUAGCUGCAAUAUUGGUGAUAUAUUCUAUGAAAAACGGUCUUGCAUA